AUGCGUUGCCGUUGGUUGUAUCUGAUAUUUUUGAUACUUCUGCUGGAUCAGUUGGCAAAGUCAGCUGGACAGAGAACACGCAAUGCACGCCGCUCCAAUGGUAACCAAGUACAGUCCCGCAUUGCGGGUGGCAGCAACAACAACAGCCCAGGAAGAGUUCGAGGCAGCACGGCAUUGAGGCGUCCCCAGGCUCGCAUUGUGAGCGGCAACUCGAGAAGACGGAAUCGGGGCACGAGAAGACUCAAUCGCAGAAACAGAAGAAACCAAAGAAGUAACAAUCGUAGAAGCUCUGCAAAUGGAGUUUCCUCCAGAAUUGUGAGCAACAGCGGUCAGGGAAGGAUUUCGCAGGGACCGUCGGCCUCGAUCAGCACGAUGCCACAUUUGGUGCAAGUGCAUCGUGGCUCCGAAAGCUUCUGUGGUGGCUCUCUAAUUUCUUCUCUGUGGGUUCUGUCUGCCGCCCAUUGUGUCUUUGGUUACACUGCCUCCGAUUUCUAUGUGAUUGCUGGCACCUCCCGACUCAAUGGCACUGAUGGUGUCCUAAGAACCGUUUCCUAUCUCGCAGUUACACCUCUAUUUACCAGCAGGACAAUGAACAUGGAUGCAUCGUUGCUGAAACUGUCCUCGGAGAUGACGGGCACGAAUAUUGGGACCAUUGCAUUGGCUCAAAGAAUGCCACGACCAGGUACUCAGGUUCGCAUUGCAGGCUGGGGCGCCACCAGAGAGGGAGGCAAUGCUGUAACUAAUUUGAGAUCUGUCCGGGUGACAGUCAUCCGUCAACGUCUUUGUAGAAUUCAGUACAGAGACCAGGCUACCAUUACCAAGUACAUGUUCUGCGCCGGCGGCGAAAGUGGCGAUUCAUGCAGCGGCGACUCUGGCGGAUCUGCUGUCUACAAUAAUCGACUCUUUGGCAUCACUUCCUUUGGAAUGGGCUGUGCCAGAGCUAAUUAUGCAGGUGUCUACACCAGAGUGGAAAGUAUACGAGAGUGGAUAGCCAACACAAUGGCAAAUAAUUAAUGU
Molecule: messenger RNA, 1017 nt
Organism: Drosophila innubila
Lineage: Eukaryota; Metazoa; Arthropoda; Insecta; Diptera; Drosophilidae
Product: trypsin
Exons: 1
Coding region: 1-1014 (337 amino acids)
Biological process (GO): proteolysis
Molecular function (GO): serine-type endopeptidase activity
Source: RefSeq, a predicted model, not a curated record